GCUGCGGCCCCCUCUGGCCUCGGGCGGCCGCCGCCGCCGCCGCGGCGGGCCCCGCGGAAUGGGGCAGCGGCGCCGCCCAGAGGUCAUGCCCGCCGCCCGGCCGCACAGCCUGGUCGCCCUGCUGGCCGGCGCCUGCGCCGGCGCCGGGGCGCCCGCGCUGGCCGGCUGCCCCGCGCGCCUCCUGGAGGUGGUCGAGGGCGGCGGCGGCGACGGCCCCGCGCACGACGAAGUGCGACUCGUGGACGCCGGGCUGGCGCUCCUCGCACAGCAACGGCCCCCGCUCUUCGUCGUGCCCGCGCUCGGGGUCUACCGCGGCGGCAAGUCGAUGCUGCUGAACCGGCUGCAGGGGCGCCAGGCGCCCUACGCGGAGGGCUUCCGGGUCGGCCACGGACAGGGCUCCCACACGCGCGGCGUGGACAUCUGCCCCGAGGAGGUUGAGGGCCUCGGCACGGUGGUCUGGAUGGACACCGAGGGCCUGUUCUCCUGGGAGGACGCCCACGGCGCGCACGGGUCGAAGAUCUUCAGCCUGGCGCUGCUGGUCUCGUCGGCGGUGCUGCUGAACAGCGUCAAGGUCCUGAACGCCAGCUUCUUCGCCUUCUUCGGCCAGCAGCAGCAGCUCGCCCGGGCGCUGCGCGAGGGCCUCGCGGCUCAGGGCCUCCCCGUCGACGCGCUGCUGCCCGCCGGCGUGAGCGCCUUCUGGCUGCUCUCGGAGCCCGUCGCUGGCGGGAGCCGCGCGGGCCACGGCCAGCUCGAGGAGUUCCUGGCGGCCCCUGGGGACGAGGUCCGCGCCCGAGUGAGGAGGGACUUCGCGCACCAGCUGCACGAGGUGCCUCGGGCCACGGACGACUCCCGCCUGUGGCGGCAGCUGCAGGACGUCCCGGACGCCGGCCUGCUGCCUGAGUACGUGGCUUCCUGCCGCGAGCUGCGCGACAAGGUGCUGCUGGCCCUGCGGGGCGCCCGGCCCCGCACGGCCUCCGACGUCGUGGCCCAGCUGCGGAUGUGGGCGCAGCUGGUCCAGACAGGGCGGUUCAGCGGCCCGCUGGCCCAGGGCGCCUUCGAGGAGGCCCAGGCGAGCCGCAUCUGCGACCUCUACGGCCGCACCGCCGCGGAGGCGGCGGGCGUGCUGCCGUCGAGGGCCCUGGGAGGCGCCCUGGAGGCGGCGCGGCGGGCCGCCGACGCCGAGCGCCAGGCCGCCGCGGAGGCCUUCCACCUGGGCGCGGGGUGGUCGCGGCGGCUCGAGGAGUGCUGCCGCGGCCGGCGGGCCGACCUCGAGAGGUCCAACAUGGAGCUCGUGCUGAGGCAGUGGAAGGCCGACGCGCGUGGCAUCGCCGAGGAGGGGGGCUGCUUCUUCCUGGACCGCCUCGGCGGCCUCCUGGCGGAGUACGAGUCGGCCUACGCGACGGGGCUGGGGCCGCGCUUCGGGGCCCUCGCCUGGGAGCACGGCGCCGAGCUGCAGCGCGCCGGCUUAGUGGAGUGCGUGCGGCUCGGCGACGUGCUGCGGCCCUUGCUGCCGCUCGUGGCGCCGUACCUGCUAGGCAGCGUGUGCUCCGCUCGGCGGUUCCGCCUCGCCGCGGCGCUGCUCGCCGCGUACUGCGCGCUGCAGCACUUCGGGCGCCUGCCCCCGUGGCUCGACGCGGCGUACCCGGUGCUCCAGCGGCACCCGCCGUUGCUGAGGCUGGCGGUGGGCGCGCCGCCGGGCGUGUGGGCUUCCGCUCGCCGGGCCCUCCGCGGCCUCGGCGUCGCCUGGCACGCCCAGAGGGCGGCGCGGUGUGCGGCGCCCGCGUGCCAGGCCGUCCUGGGGUCGGCGCAGCAGCUGGCGGCGGCUGCGGCGCCAGAGGGCUGCGGCUGGCGGGUGGUCGGCAAGAGGCUCUCGCUGGCCACGGCGCUGGCCCUCGCGGCCGCCGCCGCCUGCGACGGCGGGCGUCUGCCGCUGGCCCUGACGCUGUGGCGGGAGGCCGGGAGGAGC
Molecule: messenger RNA, 1966 nt
Organism: Prorocentrum cordatum
Lineage: Eukaryota; Dinophyceae; Prorocentrales; Prorocentraceae
Source: the annotation of a GenBank genome assembly